CAGCAUAACUUAACCGAGUUCAGACGUGGUUUCCAUGUACCAGUUAGCUGAUGCGUACGCCUUUAAACCCAAUGUCAUCCUUCAAAAAUGUCUAUUUCGCCACUCCUGUUGGUUGUUCCAAGUUGGACUGUUUUCGACAUCACUUUCCACUUGUUGCUAUGUUGUGUGGAGUAUUGAAGCGUUCUCGCACGAAGGUGUCAAGCUAACUUAACACUCCUCGAGCCGCAUGCAGAGCUCAGAGGGCGGGUCCGACACAUCGCCCAGCGUGGCAGCGCUGCGGACGUCAUCAUCAGCCCAGGCCCCUGUGGUACAGCCUGUCCCAGCCUCCCAGCAGAGGGUGCUGGUACAAGCCACAGGCUCAGUUCAGAAGGGUGGACAAGUACAGCAGCUUUCAGUAUCCAGGGCUCAACAGGUGCCUCAGCAGGUGCAGCAAUCACAGCAUGUGUAUCCGUCCCAGGUGCACUAUGUAGGGGAAGGUGGAGAGGCUGUUUACACUAACGGAACAAUUCGCACGGCCUACUACAACCCAGAAGCUCAGUUGUACGGUCAGAGCAGUGGGGGAUCGUACUUUGACUCGCAGGCCGGUGGUGCUCAUGUUGCCACGGUGGUCUCCUCUGCCAGUGGUGGGGUGCCACCGCAUAGCAUGGUGGGCAUUGCCAUGGACGUAAGCAGCAGCCAUAUCAUCUCCAGCGGCAGCACCUAUUUGAUCCAUGGAGGAAACAUGGAAGGAAGCCGCAACCAUAUAUCUCACUCAUCUCGCUCCUCUUCAGCCAUGCUUGAAAUGGCGAUUGAAAACCUCCAAAAGUCUGAAGGAAUUGCAAGUCACAAAAGCAGCCUGCUGAACAGCCAUCUCCAAUGGCUGCUGGACAACUACGAGACUGCAGAGGGUGUGAGCCUGCCCCGGUGCUCCCUCUAUAACCAUUACUUGCGCCAUUGCCAGGAACAGAAACUGGAUCCAGUCAAUGCAGCCUCCUUCGGCAAGCUCAUUCGCUCAGUCUUCAUGGGCCUCAGGACGCGCCGCCUCGGAACCAGGGGAAACUCAAAGUAUCAUUAUUAUGGCAUCCGGGUGAAGCCAGAUUCUCCACUAAACCGGCUGCAAGAAGACACCCAGUAUAUGGCCAUGAGGCAGCAGCCUGUCCACCAGAAACAAAGGUUCAAACCUCUGCAGAAGGUGGAUGGAAUGUCUGAUAACCUGUGUGUGAGCUCCCACUGUAACAACACUCCGGAACAAUCUGUAGCAGCUCAGAGCCAGCACCAUCAGCAGUACAUAGACACAUCCCACAGCUUGCCUGAGUUCCCAACCCCUGAAGUGGGCAAUCAGCCGCUGCCCGAGCACAUCAGUAUGAACGACAUCAAGAAGCUUCAGACGCUCUACAGAGACCACUGCGAGGCUACUCUGGAUGUGGUGAUGAACCUCCAGUUCCACUACAUUGAAAAACUCUGGCAGACCUUUUGGUACUCAACAGCGCCCUCUAGUGAAGGAAGCACCACCAUAGCCAACAGCGAUGAUGAACUGGAUGGCGUGCUGCCCAGAGAGAAGCUAGUGGCUCUGUGUAAAUAUGAACCAGUCCGACUAUGGAUGAGAAGCUGCGAUCACAUCCUCUACCAGGCCUUGGUGGAGAUCCUCAUCCCAGAUGUGCUGCGUCCUGUUCCCAGCACUCUCACUCAGGCCAUCAGGAACUUCGCCAAGAGUCUGGAGGGUUGGCUGACUAACGCCAUGACCAGCUUUCCUCAAGAAAUCAUCCGCACGAAGGUGGCAGUGGUCAGUGCCUUUGCACAGACUCUGAGACGUUACACCAGCCUCAACCACCUGGCGCAGGCCGCCCGUGCCGUCCUCCAGAACACCUCACAGAUCAACCAGAUGCUCUCUGACCUCAACCGGGUUGACUUUGCUAAUGUUCAGGAGCAGGCAUCCUGGGUGUGUCAGUGUGAUGAGAGUGUGGUCCAGCGUCUGGAGCAGGACUUUAAAGUCACCCUGCAGCAGCAGAGUUCUCUGGAUCAGUGGGCCACCUGGCUGGACAACGUGGUCUCCCAGGUGCUCAAGCCUCACCAGGGCAGCCCCAGCUUCCCUAAGGCGGCACGCCAGUUCCUGCUUAAAUGGUCUUUCUACAGCUCCAUGGUGAUCCGAGACCUGACUCUGCGCAGCGCGGCCAGUUUCGGUUCCUUCCACCUGAUCCGCCUGCUGUACGACGAGUACAUGUUCUACCUGGUGGAGCACCGCGUGGCUCAGGCUACCGGGGAGACGCCCAUCGCCGUCAUGGGGGAGUUCAGUGACCUGAGCUCCAUGAUGCCAGCUCUCAUGGAGAAAGACGUGUCCUUCUCUGACGAGAUGAGCGACCUGGGCAGCGAGGCCGACGUGUCCCGAAGCGAGCCGGCCGUCAAGAGGGAGCGCAUCGAAAUGAGCCACCCUCUCCAGGAGAUGUGAGACGUGACUCCCCCUCCCCUCCCCAAGGCGCCGGCCGGUCGGUCGGCCACACCGCAUCCUUCUGCCAUGAGUGUGUGCGAUGUGUACAUUCUCUACACUAUACGUAGUAGCCACGCUGUCGUGGUCAAUAGUGGCGCACAGGUCCUUCUUUGUUUAUUUGACUGCAACUGUGAAUGAAUUAGUGCAUUUUUUAAUGGGGUGUGCUAUGUGGUGCUCACGUGUUUUUUGUUGCUUUCGUUCGGUUAGCUGUGCCAUGGUUGUCAUUUGAGUGCCUUAGAUUGCUAACGAUGAAAACCAUCACUCCUGAUGUCCACCUGUCCCUCAGCUGUGCCUCGACCGCACAAUGAAUGUAUUGUCUCAGAGCACCUUUAAACAAAGUGGAGGUGUGUGUGUGUGUGUGUGUGUGUGUGUGUGUGUGUGUGUGCGCGCAUGCGUGCGUGUGUAUACGCCCAUGUUGCCUCUGCUGCAGCUUGCAGCGCACGGAAAUUAAACAAACAAACAAACAAAAAAAAAACGGGACAAGAUUGAA
Molecule: messenger RNA, 2954 nt
Organism: Dunckerocampus dactyliophorus (ringed pipefish)
Lineage: Eukaryota; Metazoa; Chordata; Actinopteri; Syngnathiformes; Syngnathidae
Gene: rfx2
Product: regulatory factor X, 2 (influences HLA class II expression)
Exons: 18
Coding region: 227-2425 (732 amino acids)
Biological process (GO): regulation of transcription by RNA polymerase II
Cellular component (GO): nucleus
Molecular function (GO): RNA polymerase II cis-regulatory region sequence-specific DNA binding; DNA-binding transcription factor activity, RNA polymerase II-specific
Source: RefSeq, a predicted model, not a curated record